Molecule: messenger RNA, 1043 nt
Organism: Setaria italica (foxtail millet)
Lineage: Eukaryota; Viridiplantae; Streptophyta; Magnoliopsida; Poales; Poaceae
Exons: 3
Coding region: 394-738 (114 amino acids)
Source: RefSeq, a predicted model, not a curated record
GACUCGCGAUCUUCGCCGGUCCCCCGACCUCCGUCUUCCCGCGGCUCGUUUGUUUGCCCCGCGCGCGCCGCCCGCAUCGCCGGCCGCCGGUCGCCCCCGGGCAUCUUCCCAUCGGCCGUCACCUCCUUCUAGCUCGCCUGCGGGACCGAGGGUGGGUGGCCAUGGCGAGCUUCCUAUGGACGCGCGGCCACAGCAAGCAAGGGGACGGCGAGGCUUGAGGGUAGGUGGUCACGGCGAGCUCGCGACGCUGUUGGACCACCUCUCGCGCGGCGGCGGUGGCGGCGUGUGCGGCAUCGGCGCGAGCAUCGGGCCAAAUGCUCCGCGGGCAGGCGGUCGGCUGGCCGGCGCAACGGCCGGGCUCGUGGCCGGGCGGUGGCUGCGGUGCUGGGACUCAUGACGGGGAGCUCGAGCACGGUCGGCAUUACCACAUUCUUUUGGAUGAUCUGUGAAAUUGAUAGCAUAAGGUGGUCUUGUAUCAGGAACAAGAUGGAAGAGAGCAGAAUAGCUCGAAUUUCAGUCACCUGGAGGGGCAAACAGCUUGAUGUGGAUGCAGAUCCAAGCUAUACUGGGAUUGAGUUGAAUCCUCCACCUUCAAAAGCUCUGAAAAGAAUGCACAUGCUUGCAUGUGACCCUCGUAUAAUUGCGAUCAUGAACAAGCAUAAAUGGCGAGUUGGAAUCAUGACCGAAAUGGCGUCAGUUGUUGAGUGGUCAUAUGUUGAGUGGUUGCAAAAUCUUUGAUUCUUAUGAAGAUGAAUUUGUUCUGGAGCCCUGCUGGUCACAGGCUUGGGGGGAGAGUCAAGUUCGCUGGCUAGUGCUCGUGCAAUGUCAGGGGCUGCUGCUUAUCAACGUUUCUUGAAUGCAUCUGCAAAGGAGUAUCAUGUAUCAGGCACUAAACUUGAAUAUAGUCUAGAUGUUGUUCCUCAAGAUUUUGUUCAGGAAACUGUGAAGGUAGAGCUAGAUCCAGAUGAUGCUAUGAAUGUUGAUUUAGCAAUUGUGACAUCAGGGUCUCCAGGGAGCGUUUGUUUUGGAGGUAGGCCCAAUUA